Messenger RNA from Bursaphelenchus okinawaensis, 439 nucleotides. The record is from the annotation of a GenBank genome assembly. Lineage: Eukaryota; Metazoa; Nematoda; Chromadorea; Rhabditida; Aphelenchoididae.
AUGAAUAAACACGAAGAAGUUGAGAAUGAAGAAGAGUGGGAGUUGGUGUCGUAAGUUUGUUUUACUUUUGACUUUGUUAUUUAGGAAUUAAAGACGGUAAUUUAAAGCUUCUGCAUAAAUUCAUUGACAAAAAUUGCUUAGUUGAACAGAAUUAAUUACUUGUUUUUCAUCGUUAACAUCUAAACAAAAUAAUUUUAGACACGAUGCGGUAAAGACCUCUAUGUUUGCGGCGGCUUUUGCUGUAGCUUGUACAGCUGCUUAUUAUUCUCUUCAUGUAGCCUUAUUCUGGAUGGGAGGACCUAUCUGGGUUCACGGAGCUUUGUGGUGGACUUUAUGGGGAAGGCCAGUCCAAGGUCUGAGAUCUCUGUUCUACUCUCUCCGAUGGAGAUUGGCUAGACUAGUCUGGAGAACUGCUUCUCAACGUCAGGUCAGACAAUAA